ACAUGAAAUUUGGCAAUGAAUGCAGUAUAUUUGAAAGAUAGUGUAAUAGACAAAGGCGAAAAAGACAAGGAGAAGAAGAAUGUGAUGCGUGAGCUGCGAAUCCGCAAGCUCUGCCUCAACAUCUGCGUUGGAGAGAGUGGUGAUAGACUCACCCGUGCUGCAAAGGUUUUGGAAGCCCUGACUGGACAGUCCCCAGUCUUCUCCAAAGCUCGUUACACUGUGCGAUCAUUUGGUAUCCGUAGGAAUGAAAAGAUCGCUGUCCAUUGCACCGUUCGUGGUCCAAAGGCUGAAGAAAUCCUGGAGAAGGGAUUGAAGGUCAGGGAGUAUGAAUUGCGCAAGGGCAACUUCUCUGACACCGGCAACUUUGGCUUUGGUAUCCAGGAACAUAUCGAUCUUGGAAUCAAGUAUGACCCCAGCAUUGGAAUCUAUGGCAUGGACUUCUACGUUGUCCUAGGGCGACCUGGGUUCAGCGUGGGCCACAAGAGGCGCAGGAAAGGACGUGUUGGCUGCACUCACCGUGUCAACAAGGAGGAAGCCAUGAAAUGGUUCCAGCAGAAAUACGAUGGAAUCCUCCUCCCUGGUAAAUAAGCACCCACUUCCAGCCUAUCAUCAACACACAUACGACACUCCUCUCAAACAUUGAUCGUAACACCUGACUAGGAGCCAUCAGACCAGGAGCUCUCAAUUUGUCUCUCAACACAAUCUUGUCUCUCAACACUAUGCCGCCAUGCCAUAUAUGUACUCUAUGUUCAAUAAAGACUCAUGAACAAACCAA
Molecule: messenger RNA, 775 nt
Organism: Lytechinus variegatus (green sea urchin)
Lineage: Eukaryota; Metazoa; Echinodermata; Echinoidea; Temnopleuroida; Toxopneustidae
Gene: rpl11
Product: 60S ribosomal protein L11
Exons: 5
Coding region: 16-588 (190 amino acids)
Biological process (GO): translation
Cellular component (GO): ribosome; cytosolic large ribosomal subunit
Molecular function (GO): structural constituent of ribosome; RNA binding
Source: RefSeq, a predicted model, not a curated record